UCUAUGUACUUGUUAUAGGAUUAGGACCCAUAAAAGGAAGAAUAAAAUAAAUAAAAAAACUCAACAAUUCAAUAGUUGUCUGUUGCCUUUCAUUUUUCCCCUUUGAGCCCCCAUCUCUCCAUCUCUAAUCCUCUCCGAUUAUCUCUUUGGCUUUAAGGCUAUGGCACAGGAGCGGGGUUUAUCCUGUGCGCACCCGAGGGUAGCAGCUGCGGGUUCCCUUGCAUUAAAAAAAAAAAAAGUUUUAGUAUGAAGUUGAAACUCCUGGACAUAUUACCAGUUACAUUUCUUUUGAUAGCAACAUUCUUAUCCUGUGAGGACUAGCUAAUGAUAUCCAAUUCUACUGGAAAUUGGAGAGAAAAGGAUCGUGGAAGGCUAGCAGCUCGUCAACCAUCUCUUGUGUGGGCAGGUUUAUUGCAGAAAUGGAGUCUCCAAAAGAGACAGGUUGCCAGGCCAGAGAAGGCCCCAUCCUUUGCGUCAACAACUGUGGGUUUUUUGGUAGUGCAGCCACGAUGAAUAUGUGUUCGAAGUGCCACAAAGACAUGAUACUGAAGCAGGAACAAGCUAAACUUGCAGCUACAUCCAUCGAAAACAUUGUAAAUGGAAGCUCAAGCAAUAAUGAUAAAGAGCCUGCUGUUGCUGCUACAAUUGAUGUGCAAACCGGCUCGGCUGAAUUAAAGGUUGUCUCAAUAGAAACUUCUGCAGACUUAGCCUCAGGGCAGAGCUCAGAGAUGAAGCCAAAAGAGGGCCCAAGUCGGUGCAAUACUUGCCGCAAGCGUGUGGGUUUAACAGGUUUCAACUGCAAGUGUGGAUAUCUUUUCUGUGCAGUUCAUCGUUAUUCGGAGAAACAUGACUGCCCCUUUGAUUAUAAGAAUGCUGGUCGAGAUGCUAUAGCUAAAGCAAAUCCUGUGGUCAUGGCAGAAAAGCUUAAUAAGAUCUAGGAGCCUUUGUUGAAGGUCAAAUGAAUUGAAGCAUGAUGCAUUAGCUUUAAGCUCUGUCCAUCUCCCCUAUAAGUUUGCCACAUGUCUUAUAAGGUCUCCCUUAAAUGCAGAUGGUAUAAGGCAACAAAAGCGGAGCAUCUUUGCAAGUUCAUUUCAGCCCUGUCAAGUGCUAGAAUGAUUCCUGUGUGUAAGUUUUUGUUUGUGCUGGCUUGGUGGACAUCUUCAUGCAAUUUGUAAUUUUUUUUCGUUCAUCCUGUUUCUGUGUCUUAUAUAAUGUGCAGAAUGUUAUCUCUUUUUAAUUGAAAAAAAAGGUUUCCUUUUUCUUGA
This is a messenger RNA of Lycium barbarum (goji berry), 1265 nucleotides long. Its product is annotated as zinc finger A20 and AN1 domain-containing stress-associated protein 8-like. The record is from RefSeq and is a predicted model, not a curated record. Lineage: Eukaryota; Viridiplantae; Streptophyta; Magnoliopsida; Solanales; Solanaceae. Bases 420 to 938 code for a protein of 172 amino acids. The transcript has 3 exons. Gene Ontology annotation, molecular function: DNA binding; zinc ion binding.